This is a messenger RNA of Ectocarpus siliculosus, 2370 nucleotides long. The record is from the annotation of a GenBank genome assembly. NCBI's taxonomy places the organism in Eukaryota, Phaeophyceae, Ectocarpales, Ectocarpaceae.
AUGGUGCCACGAAGCUCGAGCAGCAGAGAGGAGGGAGGAUGUACCCCCCCGCUUCGUUGUUGGGGCUCGCCGCGGCUGCUCCUACUGGCCGCCGCCGCCGCCGCGGCCGCCGCUGGGCUGUUCGCCGGGGGGGAGGCGAUGGCCGCAGCCGGCGGCGUGGUUGAAGCAGCAGCAACAACACAUACGGGCGUAAGAGAACAACAUCGACGCCAUCAUCAUCACAGCAAUCGCCAUCACAGAAAAGACGCGGCCACGGCGUGGGUGGCGACGCCUCCCGGGGGGGGGUUCGUUCCCCCCCGGAGCGGCGUCAGGAAAGCGACAAAUACCUUGAAUCCCGACCGUUCGGCAUCGUCUUCACGCCUCGCGGCCGUCAACCCGAGACAGCAGCAGCAGGGAGUGCUCGCCGGGAGGCUUUCUCGCCACCUUAAACAUGUGGCCGCCACCGGCGCCGCCGGUGCCACCAGCGGUGGCAGUCCGAGCGGCGGCGGCGGCGGCGAUGUGGAUUCCGACGGCGGCGGCGGCGGCGGCGGCGGCGGGGGGGGGGGGGGAGUUUCGCUUGGGGCAGCGACGACAACGACGGAGGCGGCGGCUGGAGUAGUAGCCCAUGGCGGCGUAGCCACUUCGGAGGUGGAGGACGGCGGCGGUCCUGCGGACGACAUCCACCCGGAAGCGGCUGCCAUUGCUGGCGCUGUUUUGCUCGAGAGCGCUGCAGGCGGGAGCAGCGACGGGGUCUACACGAACAACACCCUCAUCCCGGCGGGCGACCACCCGCAGCAGCUCGUGAGCGACAUCCUCGACAUCGUGGGCAACUCCAUGACCGCGGCGGACAUCGAGAUGCCGGUAGAUGCUGCUGGUGCGGCUAUCCCGCUCUCCGACCACCCGGGACCCGGCAGCAGCAUCAGCACUGCUUCGGAUGACGACGCUGAUGGUACCUCUGAUGUUGAUACAGCAGUCAUUGGUGACGUCGAAACUUGCUCUUCUGCGUUACAAGUUGUUGAGGGCACGGAGGACAAGCCUGAGGCCAUAUACGGAGACAAUAGCUCUAACCUCGGCAUGGUGACCGAGCUCGUGGCCUUCACGCUGCCGCUGCUGGUGGUGUGGCUUUCCAACCCCAUCAUGUCGUUGGUCGACACCGCGGUCGUGGGGGCUCAGAGCUCCGUCGAACUCGCGGCGCUGGGCCCGGGUACAUCGGUGUGCGACAACCUGGCCUACAUGUGCGGCUUCCUCGCUCAGGUUACUACGAACCUUGGUGCGAGCGCUCUUGCUAGCGGCGACAGCCUCAAGGCAGACCGGGCUACCCGCACGGGAAUCUUCGUCGGUCUCGGCGCGGGCGCGGUCGCCUCGGCUGCCCUUCUGAGAUACGGCCGGGUGCUCCUGCAGCUCUUUCUUGGCGGGAACCCAGCCGUGUCUUCCGUGCUUCCCCACUCUUGCUCGUACGUGUACAUCCGGGCCAUGGGGUUCGUGGCCGUGACGGUGUCGAUGGUGCUCCAGUCGGCUUACCUCGCUCGGAAGGACAUCGCCACUCCAAUCAAGUCCGUGGCCGGGGCAUCGGUGGCAAACCUCGUCCUUGACUGCGUGGCAGUGUUCGGGUUGGGGAUGGGGAUCAAGGGAGCGGCUCUGGCGACCACCGUCGCCCAGUGGGUCGGUCUGGUGUACCUGGUUAAGGAGUUCUGGCCGGAUCUGCAGAAGAGCGGACAGGUGUCCUUCUUCCCUUACCGCAAGGAGCUCAAGACCUUCCUCCAGCUCGGAGCCCCUACGUGCUUGGCCUUGUCGGGGCAGGUGGCCACGUGCGUCGCUGUCACGGUUGCGGCGUCGGGAUGCGACACGGUCGCGCUGGCCGCGCACCAGAUCCUGUACGGCGUGUUCCUGCUCUUCUGCCCCAUCGGGGAAGCCGUGAGCCAGACGGUACAGACGUACCUGCCGGGAUAUACCGUGAAGCGCCCUCCGCGCCGGGACGGAAGGCCCAGAAGAACGCUCACCUUCGGAAAGUCGGCCGUGCGCAUGAUCAAGGUGAUCUCGGCCGUGUCUCUGGGCAUCGGGGCCGUCAACACGGUCCUCGGAUAUGUGUUGACCGCCGGCCUGCCGUGGAUCUUCACCCCGGACCGCGCGGUGUGGGCAGCGGUGCGGAACGUUGCGCCCCUCUGCGGGCUGUCCCUCGGUCUGUAUGGCAUCACCAUGGCGUUCCAGGGUGCGAUGAUGGCGACGAGGGAGGUGUACCCCACGGCGGCUAUCUACACGGUGUGCAGCGUGCUCUUCUCGGGGAACUUCGUGCUCAUGAGGAGGUCGCCGUCUCUCAAGCUUGCGUCCGUUUGGGCGGUCUUCGUGGUGUACCAGGCAAGCUUAAGCUUAAGCUUUUGCUUUCGGUCGUAA